AAAGAAAUAAAAUCUAUAGAGAAAAAUAAAACAUGGGACUAAAGUGAAGAAACCAAAAGGCAAUAAAAGUACAAAUUAUACCUCUUUGGAUCUGAACUGAGCAGAUAAAGCCUCCAAGAUCCGAGUAGAAAAUGCCACCCCACACGACCCUCCUCUCGACGCGUCGCGUCCCCCGCACCCUAAAUUAAUUCCGGAGGGUAUUUUCAGGCCCUUUCAGGAGGGGGACAGGCCAAAAUCGAUAGCGCGCAGUGUCCCCCUUUUCGACUGGAGGGACCUACAAAGGGCCAUCGUCAGUUUUGUUAAAAUUGUCUGACGACAGACACACAUUAUAUUUUGAAAUUUGAAUUACGAUGAAAUCUCCACAAAUCAAAUCGAUUCGUUUGCUACAAGAGUGCCACCAAGAAAAUGUCGAAGUGAUGCUGAAGAACCUGUUGAAGGACGAAACGUUGAGCGACAUUACUUUACAUUGUAAAGAUGGUGCUGUUAGAGCUCACCGAGUCAUUCUUGCGGCAUCCAGUCCCUAUUUCAAAAAGGUAUUCCAAGAACACCCCGAACACCAAGUAGCCUUUCUUCUACACGGUAUGACAGUGCAACACAUCAAAAGCUUAGUUGAGCUUAUGUAUAGAGGCUCAACGCAAAUUGCCAGCGAUAUGACUGCGAAAUUAUCAGAUAUUGCUGAAGAGUUUGGAAUUAAAGGGAUUGUCGAUGAAAAAGAUAAAUCAGCAUUAAAUAUACGUGAUACAAGAUUUAAAGGCCAAAAACGCGUUACAGUUGAUUUUGAAAAUGAUGAUGCCAAGACAAUUAAAAAUAUUAGGCGAUCUAGUGGAUCUACAAAAUCUCCAGAAGUCUUAGAAACCUCAACUGAAAUCAUCAUACCAAAACAAGAAACAGAAGUUGCUCAACAAAGUGUAACUCCACCCAUAAGAUUAUCAGCUGAAGCGAGAAGGCGCAACAAUUGGGCAAUGAAGCAGAGAAAGUACAAGUGCACCUUGUGUCCUGCAAGCUUCAAAAGGGCUUCACAUUUGAGCAGACACCAGCUUGUCCAUACAGGUGAAAGGCCUUACGCUUGCAGCCAGUGCGACAAAGCAUUUUCCAGGCACGAUAAGUUGAAGCACCACAUUAAAAAGACCCACGAGCAUUUGAAGUAUAUUGGAAAUAUAAUGGAGGGCUCAAAUGAUUUUUAUCCCAUUGGUCAAACAACUGCUGAAGAAAUUGAUGAAGAACCCAAACGUAUUACCAGAGAAGAUCUUUUGGCGGAAAUCAAAGAGGAGCCAGAUGUUUCUGAAACAGCAGAAGAUUUGAGUGUAAAUAAGGCUGAGUGUGAUGAAGCACCUAAAAUGGACACGGAUACUGGAAGCAGUAAUAAUUCUAUGGAGGAUAAAGCGCCACAGAAAAAAGGCAGAGGAAGGCCUAGGAAGUAUCCUGUAGUUCCGAGACCUUUGGUUAAACGUCCUAGAGGACGGCCACGUCUCAACCAAUCAGUGUCACCAUUGAAACCAGGCUUCAAACUAUCCACCAGACACAUCGACGACUAUGACAUCACAAACAUGCCUUUUGGAGACUUGGAAUAUCUCACCAAACCCCUACAAAUGGAACAAAAUGAAAAUUCAGAAAGCUUUGAUGAUUCUAAUAACUCAAUGGACGAUAACUUUAUGGAACCCUUGGUAGAAAUUGAACUGGACAAGAAAGACAAAAACCAACUAGAGCUUAAAAAUGAGAACAAAGAAGAAGACAGCACUAUUUUACAUCACCAUACCGCUGGCGCAUUUCUGCAAAACAUCGGCCUAUUGGAAACCAGUGCUGUAGCUAAAAUGGAGCUGGGAGAGUGCACGAUAUCAGUCAGCAAUGGACCACCACCAUUGACUUGAAUAUAUUUUUGUUUAUAAAUAAAUGUUACUAUUAUAAUAAUUUAAUUUAUUGUCUUAAAAAUUCUCAUUCAUAUUUACAGAGCAACAAUAUUAUACAGCUACUCAAUAAAUGGUUAUUCUACAAUAAAACACACAAAAAAAAGAUAUUAUUUUGGGCUUACAUUGUAUUUUUGUACUAAAUCGUAGAAAAACCAUAGAAUAAAUAAAAUAAUUCUAAAAAAUUUUACGCAGCCACUUCCUUCAUCCUAUUCAAAGCACUGCCAGCUUUGAACCAAGUAAUUUGCAAAUCAUUCAUGGUAUGAUUCAAAAGAAUCUUAUCAACCUUGCCAUCCUUAUGCUUGAUUUCGCACUCUACAGGUUUUCCGGGAGUCAAAUUCUUCAACCCUUUCAAACUAAUUUUAUCAGUGGGCUGAAUUUUAUCGUAAUCACUCGCAUUGGCAAACGUCAAAGGCAAUAAACCUUGUUUUUUGAGGUUGGUCUCGUGGAUACGAGCAAAUGAUUUCACAAUGAUGGCUCGACCGCCCAAAUGACGCGGUUCCAAAGCGGCGUGCUCUCUAGAAGAACCUUCACCGUAAUUUUCAUCGCCCACUGCAACCCAUUUGACUCCUUUGGCUUUGUAGUCGCGGGCCACAUCUGGAACUCCACCCCAUUCACCUGUUAGUUGGUUUUUGAUUUUGUUCAUUUCGUUGUUUUC
Messenger RNA from Ceutorhynchus assimilis (cabbage seed weevil), 2562 nucleotides. NCBI's taxonomy places the organism in Eukaryota, Metazoa, Arthropoda, Insecta, Coleoptera, Curculionidae. The record is from the annotation of a GenBank genome assembly.